This is a messenger RNA of Eimeria necatrix, 972 nucleotides long. RefSeq lists its product as hypothetical. The record is from RefSeq and is a predicted model, not a curated record. The transcript has a single exon. Bases 1 to 972 code for a protein of 323 amino acids. Lineage: Eukaryota; Apicomplexa; Conoidasida; Eucoccidiorida; Eimeriidae.
AUGGGGCCCCUGCUGCUGCUGCUGCUGCAGGGCGUGGGGCCCCUGCUGCUGCUGCUGCAGGGCAUGGGGCCCCUGCUGCUGCUGCUGCUGCAGGGCAUGGGGCCCCCUCUGCUGCUGCUGCAGGGCGUGGGGCCCCUGCUGCUGCUGCUGCUGCAGGGCAUGGGGCCCCUGCUGCUGCUGCUGCAGGGCAUGGGGCCCCUGCUGCUGCUGAGGGGCAUGGGGCCCCUGCUGCCGCUGAGGGGCAUGGGGCCCCUGCUGCUGCUGAGGGGCAUGGGGCCCCUGCUGCUGCCAGCCGUAAGGCCUAGAUUGGCCAGCUGGCCGAGACUGACGGGAACUGGGUGCCUGAGGGGGCCCCCAGUCUUCAGCAGUGCAGCUUUGAGUUGGCCAGUUGCUGCUGGAGUUGGCCCUCUGGAGCUGCGCACUGAGGCAGAAGAGAAGUCCCCAGGAGGCCCCAAGUACUUCAUUGCUGCUGCAGGCGGAAUCUGGAGCUUCAGCGGACGCUUGGGGCGGCCUCCAGCAGCAAGCUGCUGCAGCGCUGCAGCUGGGCCAGCAGUUUGGCCCGCCUCGCGGCUUAGGGGCCCCAAGGGGCCCCCCAGGGGCCUCGGGCAUUGGGGGAGUACUGGGGGGGCAGCACGCGCCACUGCAGCGCACUGUGGGUGCGCAGGGGCCCUCUCGAGUUGCUGCCGGAGGCGGGAAACUGGCAGAAAGCUUGGAAACGACUUGUUGAGUUCAACGCACCUCUACGCGUUUCCUGAGGAGGUAAACUUCUGCGUGGAGGCGCCGGAUCAGUUCCUGCUUUGCAGUUUCGCUAAACUGCCAAGUAUUUCAAAAGGAAAGCAAUGGGACAUUACAUCUUUGUACGCGGAGAGCUGCCUGAGGAUGUACAGCUCGGUCGGACCUGCACCCGAUUCAAAGGAAUCUUCCAUUGAAUUAAUGCAGGGAGUGAAGCGAGAAACACUCCUGCCGGCUUAG